AUGCUCCUCUUGUCCCACGCAUUCACAGUGAUGAUGGAUUUGUCGCUUGCCGGCACGUACGAUGUGCUCCUGGUACCGCUUCUAGUACCAAAGGCGAUCUUGCAAGAGAAAUGGUUGCCCGCAAACCUGCGAGACGGUCUGCUUCCCAUUCCGGUGCAGAUCCUCGCAGAUUUGGAUCUGGCGCAAGAAGCGAGCACCGCCUCCGAGCCUUUGCACUUGAUCUUUCUUCAACUCGGCUAUCAACACAAUACAGGUCCGGGCAAGAUGUGGAUGGGCAUGCGAAUGAAUAGCUUCAGCGAGGCCAAGCUGGAAGUGCCCUUCAUGAGACACCCCGCUGCCAGCGAUGCAGGCUCGCACGUGCCUUUUCUCUUCAAGCAGACCAUUCUAUCCUCUAGCCGCAUCAUCUCUACAGCAGCGCGCUACACGCCGGGCGCGCGAAGUCUACACGCCUCUUUCAAGCCCGACAAGUCUCCAAGCUCCUUCGAGGCUGAUGCGCAGAGCAUCCAGUAUACCGUUGCUGACUGGUUGGAUGCCAAAGCUACGCGUAGCGGAGAGCUGGAUGAAGCAUUCGAAAAGAGGUGGGAUGCUGUGAAGCGAUUGGCAGAAGCUGCUUGGUUUGCGGAAAGGAGCGGACAGAACAUCAUCGAGUUUCACUUCAACACAUCUGCACCUCGUAUACCUCCUAGAACAUACGUCAUCGAUUUGACUCUCAACGUCCAGCGCUUUACCCACGAAAGCCGUUUGGGUGCUCAGGCUCACACGCAAGCUGUUGCUGCAGCAUCAUCAUCCUCGUCUCAAGAGCUGAAUUUCAAAUCCAUCAAGGCCUUCAGGACCAAGCUGGACCUCACUUCGGAUUCCUUCAACGUCGAUCAGAUCGUCCAUCGCGAGACGACGCGGGGCGGUGAGGUGAGGGAUGCGUCAAAGUCGGCUCCAGCGGUUGAUCUGCAUCAAGACCUGUGAUGCUUCGACCUGCCACACACACGGAUUUGCGCGCCCGCUUGAGAAUGAGAAUGUGCAUGGUGAAUGCAUCAAUCCCCCCCGAACGAAAGAGUUCCCCCUUUGAAGGCCCUCUCAAACCCUCGCGCUGCGCUAUGCUUUGUGCCCGUCAGGGAAGCUCACAGGACGCGCACGCUGGACUCCACUACCUCAUCUCGUCUCGAGUCGGCACGCGCAC
Molecule: messenger RNA, 1174 nt
Organism: Ceraceosorus guamensis
Lineage: Eukaryota; Fungi; Basidiomycota; Exobasidiomycetes; Ceraceosorales; Ceraceosoraceae
Exons: 4
Coding region: 1-960 (319 amino acids)
Source: RefSeq, a predicted model, not a curated record